AUGUCUGACUGGAGUGUUCAUGCUACUAGGGAUUUUAUUCUGGAGAAAUCCAUCAAUGUGGAAGAGUUGACAGAAAAAUGCAACAUUGUGCCUAUUUUGCGAGAUGAAUACCUGUUUGCCUCACUUGUUCAUGUUGGCCCGUCCAGAUGGCUCACUGCCGAGUUCUACACGAAUUUAACAUUGGAUACUUUUUCGGAGGGGUCACCUCGAUUUCAACAAGUUUUUAUUCGGGAUAAAUGGUAUCCCUUAAGUCCGGCCGUGAUUAAUUCAUAUUUGGGUACUCCAAAUCAUCAAGCUGCUCCUGACCCGAGUCCUAAUCUCCUAGCUGCUGCUUUAACUCACAACAAAGUCGUCACUUGGCCAAACACCAGACUCGAAAGCCUAAAGCUCACCACGGUCUGCUCUGUUCUUUUACGGCUUGCUUCAACAAAUUGGAUGCCGGCUGUGCGUCAUCAUCUUGUGUCUGACCAGCUUGCUGCUCUUCUCUACAAGAUCAGUAACCGACUCCCUAUCAAUCUUGGAGAUUUCAUCUUUGGCCAUCUUGCUCAAUUUGUGCAACAUAGGGAACCUAAGGUACAUCUACCGUUUCCUAGUCUAAUUUUCGGGCUUCUACAGGAACAUGGGUUCAAGCCCUACACAGAUGAGGUGGUGAUUGCUAAUGCCUCAGUCUAUAAAUAUGAUGAUCGUUUGACAAAUAAAGAUCACUAUGAUGAUAGAGCUACGCUUUUGAUCACUCCCGACGCACCAACUACCACGCCCUCUGUGUCUGCCCCUGCAUCAUCCGCUGACACUGCCUCCGCACCGAAUCCCCGUCCUAAGACAGUGAUCAAGGAACCUCAGACGCUCAUGGAUCGCUGUCAAAUUGUUCUCACUCUUCAAGCGUCAAUUGCUCAAGUUCGCACAUCGGUUGCUUCUCAACAAAUAAUCAUUGAUGGCUUAGAAAAGUUGUUGGGUGCUCAGUUGGAAGAAAUAGCCAGAAUGGAGGUCAUCUAUGCUCGGAUUCGAUCUAAUACUGGCGCUGGCACUGGUUCUAUUUCUGAGAGCGAUGAAUCUGAGUCGGGCACCCCGUCUGCGAAUUAA
This is a messenger RNA of Ipomoea nil (Japanese morning glory), 1080 nucleotides long. RefSeq lists its product as uncharacterized. The record is from RefSeq and is a predicted model, not a curated record. The transcript has a single exon. The coding region runs from base 1 to 1080 and encodes 359 amino acids. NCBI's taxonomy places the organism in Eukaryota, Viridiplantae, Streptophyta, Magnoliopsida, Solanales, Convolvulaceae.